AUGGAUUAUCACAGACAUAUGGAAGCUACUCAUCAGCAGAGUCAGUCGAGUCAGUGGAACUACGGCUGGGGUCCGCCUGCGCCGGCGCCGGCACCAGCUCCUCCAUUGCCACCCGCUCCUGCGCAAAGAAAUAAAAGAACACACUCGGAGAGUGAAGACGAUGCCUUUUCAGAGGAAAGCAGCAAAGACGCAACGUCUCCAGGUGGUGACUCCUGUCAAUUAAUGACGCGCAAACGAAGAAGAGGGGUGAUCGAGAAGAAGCGUAGAGACAGAAUUAAUACAUCAUUAACCGAACUUAAGCGAUUAGUUCCUGCUGCUUGUGAGAAGCAAGGUUCCGCUAAACUGGAGAAAGCGGAAAUUCUACAACUAACCGUGGACCAUUUGAAAAUGCUACAUGCUAAAGGUCUCGAUACGCUGGCCUACGAUCCACAAAGAUACGCAAUGGAUUACCACAGCAUAGGGUUCAGAGAAUGUGCAGCUGAAGUAGCCCGAUAUCUAGUCAGCUGUGAGGGCCUGGACAUCCAAGAUCCCUUACGCCUUCGUCUCAUGAGCCACCUCCAAUGCUUCGCGGCACAACGUGAACUUGCAGCCAAAUCCGCGAACUGGGGUUACCCACAAUACCCUCCAGUUCAGCACACCGGUUAUUCAAGUCAGGACCCUUCAACGUCCACAGCACCGUCCAUACCAGCACCCACACCAGUCGCAGCGCCUUUAUCAGCAGCACCCGCAUAUCCACAUUACCCACCAGCUCCCCCCGCACCGCCUGGUCCACCAGUACCCCCCGGUCCUCACCCAGCACCGACAGCCCCCCAUUAUCCCGCUCCAUAUCCUCACCAUCCCCCACACCAUCAAUAUUCUCAAAACAGUUCAAAACCGUAUAGACCUUGGGGUGCAGAACUGGCGUACUAG
Leptosia nina is the source of this 909-nucleotide messenger RNA. The record is from the annotation of a GenBank genome assembly. Lineage: Eukaryota; Metazoa; Arthropoda; Insecta; Lepidoptera; Pieridae.